CAAUCAACCAAUAGUCAGCUUAAAGAGUGCAGUGUCUAGCCCGCAUCUAAGAAUAGAUCAGCUGUCAUUUACAUAGUAAAUGCAAAUUAAUUUGUUUCACUAUCCAUUUCUAUCCACACUUGCAGCUUGCUGGUAGACAUUUGAUCACAAACCAUCGUAUGUCUUGGGGAUCUCUAUGUCUUGAUAGUGUCUCUGCAUACCCAUUUGUAGCUGUGCUCACUAACUUGCCAACAGCCACGCAAGAGGGGUGAAGGUCAGGCCUUCUCAUUUUGGAUUCUACAUCAGUCUGUUUGCCUCUGUUCCUCUUCACACUUGCAGCUUCCAGCAGAUGUUACCAUGCACCGUCUAAUAUGGGGUGUUUUACUUGCUGUCCAAUUACAUCCAACAAUAUCAGGUCCGCCUAAACCAGUGGUCUCUGCCCAACUGUCAGUCAUGACGGUGAAGGACGAGGUUGAGCUGUACUGUACCUACAGCCCACAGCUUCCAGACACUCAGUGCCUUUUCAAUUUCAGUUCCCAAAGGGACCCUGUAAACUCAAUGAAGUCCAGCAAAGGACAAUGCACAGUGACUGUGGGAGGAGAUAAGCUACUGGAAAAAAAUGCUGGCUACAGAACAAAUACACACAUCUCAUGUAGUUGCACUGUGAAUCACACCACAACAUAUAGUGGGAAUAUUACGGUGGUGGUCUUCAAUUUUGAUCUGCCCAUAAAAUACAUGAUUAUUUCAAUGGUUGUGUUUGGAUUCUUCAACUUGGCCACUCUGUGUGUCCUUGCAUGGGGCUGUUACAUCUUACUGCCCAUUUCAAGAAACAGAAAACCUUCACUUCUUACCAGUACUCAAAAUCAACCAACUGACGUGGAUCAUCAAAGUACUGGCAGUAUCAAAGAAGCAGCGGAUGCAGAAAAAGAGGAGCCUGGUGAGGACGAACUGUUCUAUGCCACAGUGAGGCACUCAACCGAAGUAAGAAGAUCACCACAGGUGUUUCGAUUUGAGCAGGACUCCGAGUAUGCUACGGUGCACAUCAACUGACCAACGCUGCCCUUUAAUGAGAAUGUGCAAUGGAUAGGAGAGAUAUCCUGGAGUUAUCCUGGAGAGAUUCUGAAUGUUUCUGCAAAGCUACAAAACAAAUUAUUUAUUUCUUGUCUCUGACUUUUAGGACAAGAGUUUUUUUUUAUUUGUAUUAUUAUUUUCUUUUACUUAUUUUUGAGUGUUAAGUUUUAAGUACUGUUAUGCUGCAUCUACAAUACUACAAUACAGCUCUGUAUACUUCCUUAAACUUUUCCGCCAAAUAAAUUAUGUUUAAAGA
This is a messenger RNA of Sardina pilchardus (European sardine), 1306 nucleotides long. RefSeq lists its product as uncharacterized. The coding region runs from base 337 to 1029 and encodes 230 amino acids. The record is from RefSeq and is a predicted model, not a curated record. The transcript has 9 exons. NCBI's taxonomy places the organism in Eukaryota, Metazoa, Chordata, Actinopteri, Clupeiformes, Clupeidae.